GUCAGAGCGCUGAGGCUCCUGUCCUGUGUGAUGUCAGCAGCAGCAGGAGGAGGAGCAGCUGAAGUGAAAAACAACCCUGUGCAUACAUACAGCAGCAGCACUGAUACAAGCAGGGUACACAGAGCAGCGAGACACUGCGCAGCAAAGAUGAUGGCCCUGCAGCUCCUAACCCUGCUCCUGGGGUACCAGCUGGUCUGCGGGACACCAGUUCCUACAAAUGAUCAUUCUACACCAGAGCAAAUUACAACUACACAGCCUUCCCAGAUCCCAGAGGAAUCAACAACACUGAACAAAGUGCCGGUUCUGCUUCCAGAGAAGAUCAAUGUGGCACAGCCUGUGAUCAGCAUCAGCGAGAGGGUGCAAGCCAACCCCCGUGACAAGAAGGAUUUGGGAACACUAGGUUAUGUCCUGGGAAUUCUAAUGGUGGUGGUAAUCAUAGCCAUUGGAAGUGGCAUAGUGGUUGGAUACAUAUACAAAAGGGGCAGAGAUUUAAAGCAACAGCAUGAGCAGGAAGUAGAGGACAGGCGGCUUCAGAGGAUAAAUUUACCGCUGUCUGCCUUCUCAAACCCUACAUGUGAUGUUAUAGAUGAGAAUACAAUUGAAGUAUCCUCUAAUCACACCCCAAACACUAUGCAGGAGGGUGUUGUUCCUCUAAUAAGCAGUGCAGGCACUCCAGGAGCAUGAAGAGGCGUACGUUCCCAUGUGGACAUAUGACAUACCUUUUGGAAAUUAUGGCAACGUCAUACAUUUCAUCGUGCUGUGGCAGUGGCCGAGUGAACUGUGGCAGGAGGGUCUCUACUCCUAAACCAGACUUUUCUCUUUUGGGAGGAAAAGGGACAUGGAUUUUUACAAAUCUCGUAAAGAUUUAAAUCGGGUGUAAGAUUAUAUGGUCGGUGUUUGUUUCCAAGACCUAGAAUUGCUAAUGCUGAUCAAGCCCUCAACAUCUUUUUCAUGAGUUUGUGGAGGUUGUUAUUAACUUUUACAGCGUGCCUGGCUGUGGCAGCUUCUGUUUUGUGUUUUAUUUUCAUGUGUCAUGGACUCUAGCAACAGGAAAACAAAUCUGUUCCGUUCAAUGAAAGCAGGUGAGAAAUCUGCAUGUGGAAAGAACUGAGGUUCUCGCUGUGACUAGCCAAGCUCGGGGUGGUAACUCUCACAACACAAUUUUCUUCCAAUAGAGUUACCAGUUAAUGCAUAAAUGUUGUCUGAGACAGGUAUCCUUCUGACUUAAGCGUGCUGCUGAGAUUUUUAAUGAGCAAAGACUGACGCACAAAUUGUAAGAAAACGGUUUAUUGACCUUUUUGUUUUGUACAUAAAACAUUAUCAGGCGGUGCCUGGCAAUCAAA
Pseudophryne corroboree (corroboree frog) is the source of this 1343-nucleotide messenger RNA. RefSeq names its product phosphoinositide-3-kinase interacting protein 1 (gene PIK3IP1). NCBI's taxonomy places the organism in Eukaryota, Metazoa, Chordata, Amphibia, Anura, Myobatrachidae. Bases 31 to 684 code for a protein of 217 amino acids. The transcript is spliced from 4 exons. The record is from RefSeq and is a predicted model, not a curated record.